Messenger RNA from Gorilla gorilla gorilla (western lowland gorilla), 6706 nucleotides. It is a transcript of the gene CDPF1, whose product is annotated as cysteine rich DPF motif domain containing 1. The coding region runs from base 2588 to 2959 and encodes 123 amino acids. The transcript is spliced from 4 exons. The record is from RefSeq and is a predicted model, not a curated record. Lineage: Eukaryota; Metazoa; Chordata; Mammalia; Primates; Hominidae.
AUUUUAUAAGUAUUGCCACAACAUAUAUGCAUUUUUCCCAGCGAGCCCACCCCUAGCAUCUGUGGGGCCUAGGGCAGGACUACAAAUCUCUGUAUGUCUAAAUAUUUAAAAGCUUACAAACUGUUACAUAAAAUAUUUAUAUCCACUUACCUGGACAAAUACACCUUCAUAAAACAGAAUUCAAAAUUAUGUGUAAAACUAUGGUUUUAAUAUAGCUGAAAACUGGCAAAAUAUUAAAGAUAGCUAAUUUUUAUUGUGUAUCCUAGGUAUUAUGUUGAUGGGCCACUAAUGCUUGGAUGGGUAAUAAAGACAUACAUAAUCACAUAAUCCAUAAAUUAUGUUAUUUCUUCUAUAAAUGUUUCUCUUGUCUUCAUUUCAGAAGAAUGACUAAUGAAGAUUUUCACGCAAUUGCAUUCUUUUGACAGUAGUGACAAAUUAGACAAACUUUCCUGAGUCAGUAUACUUUGAUAGUUUUUAGUUAUUUCAAUUGGGAGAAACUUGACUCUGCUGAGUGGUAACGAAUUAUGAAUAAAUUCUUAAAGCGUUAUAUGUAGAACUGAAUCAUGACUGUUGAUAUCAUGUUUAAACAGUGUAGAAACGGUGCAUAUGAAAAAUUAUCAUGAUUGCAGAAAAUAUUACACAAUAUUUUCAUUAUAUAAAAUAAUGUUAUUAUUUCACCAUUAUCAUCGUUUCUUACAUUUAGAUCCAUGUAGGAUUUCUUACGUUUUUCUUUUACGUUGUUGGGGUAUUAUCAAGAAAACUGAAAACUGCGGUAGGUUAUUCACUUUGUUUGAAUCUCUCUCUUCAGUACAAUCUACACCUUGAUCUACCAUCGCCGGAAAAUUCUCUCUAUAGAAGUUAGUUUCAGAAUCAUUAAUCCAUAAAUCUUUUUCUUCAGACUCCAGCAAAUGCUUCUAGUUCCGAUUUUCUUACAUUGUACUUUAAUGUCAUUUUAGUGCUUAUUUCAUAUGCAGUUGCUUUUUGGAAACCAUUUUCUCCUAAAACUUUAUGCAAUAUUUUAAAUCCUUUUGGAUUCUUUAAAACUUUUUCUAAUUGUAAUAACUGGACAGCUCAAAUACAAAAUUAACUCUAUUUUCUGCCAAAGACCACGAUUUGCUCUUUGAAUGCUGCCUAUUAUUUCACUUAACUCUUCUGAUGCAUCUCAUGUGUUAACUUGUUUACAAUAAGUCAAAUUGCUUUAACAGUACUCAUGGGGUUACCAUCAUUGUAUCUGAGGGUAGCCACAGGUCAAAUUCAAAAUGCUUCAAGAUGUUCCAUCUUUAGACACUGCCAGAAACAAAAAAACAACCCAGUAUGUCAUCUUUGAAAUGAUCCAACGAAUCGAAUGCCGUUGCUCUAAGUACAGUGGAGGUCAUCGAAAUCCAGCUGCUUGCUAAUUGCUUGCUAAUUGCUUGCUAAUUUCUGGGGCCUCUCUUGCCCAGGUCUAAGAGUGGUUCUGGUUUCCAUUAGUGCUAAAAUGCCUUCUAUAUUCUUACUUCUCAAUUCGCCAAAGGAGCAAGUCCCAGACCCCAGCCUGCUGCAACUUGGCAACAUUCCUACAGAUGUGGCUUGACAAACCAAGAAGAAAUUCUGGUCUCUCAGGAACAGAGACGAAGCACCCCUCGGCCUAGGGAAAGGUCACAGAGGGCCCCGUAACGCAACAGCAUGUGAAAGGCUGCCGGCUGGUGGCACAGGCAGACCUUCUCCCGCGUGGAGCAAAACCCUCAAAUCUUUGGGGGAAGGAGGGUGGCCACCCUGUCGUCCCCAAAGCACAGGUGAAGGCCCGCGGCGGCUGGGGCGAGGGACUCGAGCUGGGAGGAUUGGGGCCCACAGACAAAGCCAGGCCGGCUUCAGAGUCCGGGCCCCUGACCCCAAGGAAAGGUGCCUCUCACACACCGGAGGCUCCAGGAGUGGGGCGGGCAUUUCGGGUCCCGGGCACGGCGUGUCAGAGGCCACGGGCGGGAACAGAAGGAAGCAGGUGUGGCUGGUGCCUGGGGGCGAGGGGCAGCGGAGAGGCCCGGGAGGCUAAAGGAGAACGCGGCGCAGACCCGAGGGGCGCCGCAGGCGACGUGGGCUUUGGAGGAGCACGGACAGGUCCUGAGACCCCGUUGGGCCGACACACCCCCUCCUGCGUGCGGGGGCAGACGUCCCGGUGGGGUAGACUGGCGGCUAGUCCGCGGCGCGGGAGGGCAGGUGGGAGACUGGAGGCGCCCUCGCGCCCCUCAGCUAUCCGGGAGCCUCGCGCCGGCGACCUCGACCCUGUCGAACCCGGCGGAACACUCAGAAAGAAGCUGAGCGCCUAGCAGCGGCCAGGACAGCAGGCCAGGCCCGCGCGCUCCCGCAGCGCACGGCCAGACGCGACGCCCCUCAGCACGGAACCCAGCCGCGCGGACUACCCCGAAGCUCAGAGCCAGAUCCCGCGCAGACGACCGCGGCGACCGGAAAAGCAAGGCAGAGGCGGAAAACCACCGCGAGGUCCCGCCCCCGCUCCGCGCCUGCGUCUGCGACUGCACCGGGGUUGGCCGGGCCGCGGUGGGGCGGGGCCGCUCAGGCGCCUUGGACGCGGAGCCGAGGGACGCGGGCGGCGAUGGCGUCCCAUGCAGAGUGCCGUCCUCUGGGAGUGUUCGAGUGUGAACUCUGUACCUUGACAGCUCCGUACAGCUAUGUGGGACAGAAGCCCCCCAGCACCCAGUCGAUGGUCCUCCUGGAGGAAAGCUAUGUCAUGAAGGAUCCCUUCACCUCCGACAAGGACAGAUUCCUGGUCCUCGGCUCGUGCUGCAGUUUGUGCAGCAGGCUGGUGUGUGUGGGCCCGGAAUGCAGUUUAUUCUACUCCAAGAGAUUCUGCCUCCCUUGUGUCAGGGAGAACAUCAGUGCUUUUCCUCAGGAAAUUCGGCAAGACUUGGAGAAAAGGAAAGUUCCAUCAAAGAGGACCCCCAGCCAGCCCGGUUCUCGGACGUGAGUGCAACUGGGGCUAGGUCAUCGGGCGGCACCCUGCACAGAGCUCCUGGGCCAGCCGGCGCCGGGGAUGCUGCUGAGCUGGGAGCCGCCAUGCCUGGCCUUGUUUCUGGACCAUUGGGAGCAGCACUGCAGCCCAGGGGAGCUGGAGUCCAGCUUGGAGCAGCCACAGGCCCAGGGAGCUGUAGCAAGAGGGUAGCCCAAAGGCAGAUGCCAGACAAGACACAGCCAGGAACCCGGCCAGGUCCACCCACAUGCCCCUCAGGGCCCAGGCCUGAGUGAGUGCUGCUCAGAUGUGACUGAGAGGGAUGACCUCCUUCAGCAGGGCAGCUCCUAAGAGGCUGCGUGCAGGUGCGUGUGGGGGGAGAUGCCACACUGUGUCGGGGCCAUGGUGCACUGUAGGUGGCUGCAAUGGUCUCUCUGUAAGGAAAAUCACUGACAGCAGCUCCUUCUGGAGCCAGUCUGGAAGGUCUAGAGGGGGAUAGAAUUUUUAUUUCAUAUCCUUAUGUGGUGCUUGGAAAAUGUUUUUAACCUUGACCAUGUAUUAUGUUUAUAAUUAAAAACCCAAAGAACCAGCUCAUGUUUGGAAAAGGAAUCUUCCACUGAAACAUUUGGAUACCGGACAUUCUCCCUGGACACUUGGCCCGGCAAUAGUUGGGGUCUCCUGGGAAGCUGAGUGCUGGCUUCUAGCCUCUCCAGUUCCCUCAGACUCUGGCUUCAGCUCGGGCCCCUCUGUUCUGUCUCCCUCGACUCCAAGUCAGGAAUGCCGUGGGCUUCCUGCCCUCACCCUACACCUCAAGACCAUCCCACUGCCUGCCUGCUUGCCCCCUGCCAUCUCGCACUCAGCCCCGGGUGCCUGUGAAGCCUGGCCCCACUGCCUGCCGGGGGUUCCUGCAGCACCCCUACUCCAGGCUCCCCAUCUCCUUGAAGCUUCCAGGGUAGCAGCUGGUGGGACACUGAUCUGUGAGCUCUGGAAUGUCUGCUUAGAAUUCUGAGAGGCAGGAACUGCUCUGUCUUUGUAACUACUCAAGGCCAACUGUCACAUGAAGGAAUGAAUAAAGAGUUUUUACUGACUUGUGCACUGAUGGAUUUUAAGAUGCUCACUGCUUUAAAAGUUCCCGUUGUAGGUGACUUCAGAUGAAAGGAUGUCGUAUUCCGGAGCCAGAUUGUCCGUGAUCCAUUCUGUAUGUUGAAGGACACAAAAGGGACUGUGCAGGUGGAGACAGCCUCCAUGAGGGGCGCAGGGACUGUUCUGGCGGAGGGCGGACCCCACAGCUGGGGACUUGGUUCUUUUAGAUCAAACAGUCCAUCUCGCAGCAUCACUCAAAACUCACCAAAAAAUUUUAAAAAAUAGUUUAUUUUUUAAAACCAUUAAGGCAAAACUGUACCCUGAAAUUAACUCUGUACAUUCAUCAGUCUUACAGUAGGACAUCCCAAACACAGAAGUUCCCAUAUAUUCAGGAUAUAAAUCAGUACAUGUGGUCAGUUCAGUCUCCUAAUAGGAAAAUGAAGACCCAAGAUUUUUUUAAAAAAUUAAGGUUAUUUUAUAGCCAUUUUCUAAUUGCCUGGAACCAAUCAGUUCAUGUGACUAGCAAAAUUACUUUCGCCCUUCUCUGCACACCCUUGAUUCCGGAGGUCCUGGAUGCCUGCUUCCCCCACCAGGAGAGAGGUAUGAAGUUGGAGAGAGGAUGCUGGGGCCUGUGUGGCAGUUCCUACUUUGGAACUGCACCUGUUUAGCAGAAAUAAGAAGCUGUAAGCCCCAAAAUACUGAGAGUAUAAGGCACUCACUAGUAGAGCACAUGUGGAGAGACUGGGCCCAGUCCUUGCUCUGGGAUCUGCCUCGUUCUCGCGUGUGUUUCUGUCAACCCUCUCUCUUAGAGUUUUAGCCUGAUGGCAUUAUGAAUCCCAGAGGGUGUAACCAAUAUGCACCGAGAAGUUUUGCCAAGUUAUUGGAAACAAGGUAUGGGGAGACUCACGGGGUCUGUGGUUUCUGCUUUCUGCUUUGGGUUGGGCCACCUGGAGGAUGCCAGAGAACCGGCACGUGCAAAGAAUUUCCAUCAGGACAUUUCCAAUUGCCAAAGUUCUUUGGUAAUAACCCAUAGGUAACAGUUCCCUGAAGAGCAGACAGCUAUUUACUAAACAAGAAUAGUGAAGGGUCUUUAGCGAAACACUGUUGUAUGAAAUCGGUGGUGUCUAACAUGGAGUCUAAGGCCUCGCUGCUGGAAGUGACUAGAGAUAGCCUCUCCUGUGCUCUGUGCAUAUACAGUGUCGUAAAGGGAACAGAUUUCCACAUUGAAAGUAAAUUCUGCAUGGCUCAGGAGAAAUGAAAAGCUGUGUGUGUGUGCGUGUGUGCACACACACGUGUGCGCAGUGUAUUUUAGAUGUUUGAUUUCAGCUUCCUUUGUGUUUCCAGUAGGGUCAACAGCCAGGCUUUUAAGAAUAUGAGUCAAUUAACACUGAUUUCAAAAGGAUCCAAAUGUUUGUUAUUAGAUGAAUGAUUGUAAGUUAGUAAAAUAUUUGUAUUAGGAUAUUUUUCAAAAACUCAAAUCACAGUAUUUAAGAUAUAGCUAUUAACAUAGUUCUUUUUACCACACAAUGGAGAAAAAAGUGAUAUUUAACAUGAACACUGUGACUUUACCAAAAAGAGUACUACAUGGUCUUCAUCUUUUGUGAGGUACAUGAAAAAGGAACUGACUGUGCCUUAAAAAAAGUGAAGUUGCCAAAAGUGAGUGAUUUUAUUGUGAAAUGAUCGGCCAGUCACUCCUCUCCGGGGCCUGAAGGCUGACCCUCUCUGACUUGAGGCACAGCCAAGGCCUGGGGGUCCGGGGAAGGUGCCCGACUGUGUCCCAGGCCUGCGGCAUGCCCCCCUACGCCCGGUCACCACUUUUCCUAGGAGCCUGGCUGCGUGGACUGGGGGCCUGUUUGUGCACCAGUUUGCACGGCACUUUAUCAGUUCAUUAAAUGAAUGGAUUUUGGAUGCUGGAUGUGUGGGCAGAAGAGGGGCAAGAGAAGAGGUGGCAGGUAGACUCCCUCCUUCUCACAUUUGACCCAACUAGCAAACUUAAAAAAAAUAAAAUAAAAUAAAAGCUGACCCCCCUCCCCAGGUCUUAGUUUGCUAUCUCUGAUGUAAAAAUCAAUUAUUUUCUCUCUUUUUUUUUUUCAAAUAAUCCAGCUAACAGCCAUGAGACCACUCAAGUAUUUGAGGUCAUCAGCUGCGUCCAUCAAGACAUGAUAUUGAACAUGGACACCAUCUGGUCUGUUCGUCUGUUUUUGUUGGCAAAGGACUCCAAAAGGAUGCAGUUGUAUGUGUUUCAGCUGAACCACAUUCCAUAGCUCCUCUCCCCUCACAAAAGGGGUUCUCUGGUGGGGGGAAGUAACGGAUUAUACCUCUCAUGUCUCAAACUGAAAUUCUGAGAAGCAAAUGGUCAGUUGAGGGCCCCAUGCCAGAUCUGCAGGGACGUCCUCAGAUGUCCAGAGCUGGCAAAAGGUGGAGCAGGCAGCAGCCUUGGGCACCAGCCUGUCUCUUUUUGUUCUGAUAAGAAGGCCACACACAUGGCUUUUUGUGAUAAGCUUCCAGCCCAUGCCACUGAAAUAACGUUUAAGAACCUGCUGCAUUUCAGAGAAAUAGCGUAAUGGAAAUCAUUAUGUAAUUAAAGCAUGAAGCUCAUUAUCUUUUUCUUUUUAACAAAACCUUCAAUUUCACAUUUUAGUGUAUACUGUGGUUUCCAGAGAAAUAUAUGGAUCUCCUAUA